This is a messenger RNA of Thamnophis elegans (Western terrestrial garter snake), 1731 nucleotides long. It is a transcript of the gene PPA2, whose product is annotated as inorganic pyrophosphatase 2. The record is from RefSeq and is a predicted model, not a curated record. Gene Ontology annotation, biological process: phosphate-containing compound metabolic process. Gene Ontology annotation, molecular function: magnesium ion binding; inorganic diphosphate phosphatase activity. Bases 506 to 1567 code for a protein of 353 amino acids. Lineage: Eukaryota; Metazoa; Chordata; Lepidosauria; Squamata; Natricidae. Gene Ontology annotation, cellular component: cytoplasm; extracellular exosome. The transcript is spliced from 12 exons.
GUCCCUGUCCUACUGUCCCCAUUUAUUUGUACCCAUUUCCUGUGUUCUUAUUCGUAUUUAUUCUUAUUCGUGUUAUCUUGUACUACAUGAAUGACAAACUAACUUAACUAAAUAUUUUCCGCGUGCUUCGUCUGCAAGCUCCCGUCUGCGGCGCCAGGACGCCACAAUGCAGAGAACCGAGAAUUUCCAGAGAGAAUGGCUUCUUUUGGGCUCCGCGCAAACCUUAGGCCAGCGUGGCGAUAGCGACCGCAGCUACCUGCACCCGAGGAAAAGGAGCAGGUGUUCCCAACCUUUCCCCGCCAACUAUAGCUUUGCCUGCCUUCCCCUUUCCUUUCCCGCCGCUUUGCAACGCCUCGAACUCUGCGCUCCUUGCAGGUCUGCCCAGGAUUUUCUGGUUCGGUUGUAAAGUAAGCCAGGCAAGUCCAGAGGGUUUUGCUGGGCAUGCUCGAACUCCACCCGCCGCGCCGGAGGAGGGACUAGCUCCGCAGAAGCGGAGAGCAGAAGGAUGCGUGCGGGUGCCGCUCUGGGUUGGCUCCUACGGCUGUCUUGGGCAGCUCAGCAGGGCAGCGUUUCCGGCAGGGGAAAGGCAGCCACGCGGCUUCUGCAAGCCCGGCCGCUGAGUUGCCGCGGAUAUCCACGCGGAUUCAUGGCUCAGGCUCAGUACGACACGGAGCAAAGGGGGCGGCUGCAUUCGGCCGAGUUUCGCCUCUAUUUUAAGAACUCAAAGGGAAAAUAUAUUUCUCCAUUCCAUGACAUCCCUCUAUUUGUUGACCCAAAUGAGGAUGAGGAGGUUCCUUCAAAACGGUCAAAGAACAAUGGAAAUGAGGUUGUUUUUAAUAUGAUUGUAGAAGUGCCUCGAUGGACAAAUGCUAAAAUGGAGAUUGCCACCAAGGAACCAAUGAAUCCUAUUAAGCAAGAUGUAAAGAAAGGCAAGCUGCGAUAUGUAGCAAACAUUUUUCCCCAUAAAGGCUACAUUUGGAACUAUGGGGCCCUCCCACAGACUUGGGAAGAUCCAGGGCAUACAGAUGAUAAUACAGGAUGCUGUGGUGACAAUGAUCCUAUUGAUGUUUGUGAAAUUGGUGCCCAGGUUCGGACACUUGGUGAAGUUGUUAAGGUGAAGGCCCUUGGAAUUAUCGGUCUUAUUGAUGAAGGAGAAACUGACUGGAAGGUCAUAGCUAUCAGUGUGGAUGACCCCCAUGCUCAGAAAAUCCAUGAUAUUGAUGAUGUCAGGAAGUUUUUCCCGGGUUACCUUGAAGCUACUGUUGACUGGCUCAGAAGAUAUAAAGUCCCAGAUGGGAAGCCGGAAAAUAAGUUUGCUUUUAAUAGCACAUUUAAAGACAAGGCAUUUGCUUUAGACAUAAUCAAGUCCACCCACGAGUGCUGGAAAGCUUUGGUUCACAAAAAGGCUGAUGGAGGAGCCAUAAAAUGCACCAACCUUCUGGUGGGCACUAGCCCAUACUGUUGCAACGAAGAAGACAUCCAAUCAAUUGUGCAAUCUGCUCCACCACUCGUGGAAGAGCCUUCUGUUUCCAAAGAAGUUGAUAGAUGGCAUUUUCUUGGACAGUGAACAUUACUGUUGUCUGAAAUCAUGCUACAAGAUUGUACAGUAUACCAUUUGGCACAUGUGUGCACACACUUCACUGAAGAAAUGGAAAUGAAGCCACCAAUGACUGGAAUCUAUUGCACUGUAGAUUUUCUGUCCUGUAAAUAAAAUGGAUUUUUACAAUUUUC